AUGGCUGUGAACGAAGAGCAGUCUGUCGAGAUGGAAGUUCUGGAGUCAAUCUAUGGAGCUGACAGUAAUUUCAAAGCGAUCGAUGGCAAUCGUAUACAGUACAAGUUCGGUGUCGAUACCCCUAAGAGUUUUGUGGUUGAAAUUGAAUGGCCGCCAGAAUAUCCCGAAGUUCCUCCUAAAAUCAAUAUGGACGUUUUUUACAACAGUAACAUCGCUGACAGUGUCCGGCAGCAGAUCAAAAGUAAGGUAUUGGAAGUGGCGAAGGAGAAUGAGGGUAUGGCCGUAACGUUCACUCUGAUCGACUACAUAUCAACGAACCUUGAAGAACUGACGUCCAACUGGGAGAUCAAGCAGGUUCAGCCUGAAGUCGAACCAAAAGCUGACGAUCGGCGAGCCGUCAGGGACGAGCCCCUCACGAAGGCCGCCAAAAGACGUCUUUGGGAUCGCAAUGAGGGUACGGCUAAGGAACGAGGGUCCGAUUGGGUCGAUAUUCUGAAACAUCUAUCCCAGGUCUAG
Haemonchus placei is the source of this 516-nucleotide messenger RNA. The record is from the annotation of a GenBank genome assembly. NCBI's taxonomy places the organism in Eukaryota, Metazoa, Nematoda, Chromadorea, Rhabditida, Trichostrongylidae.